AUGCCUUACCAAGAGCUCAGUCGCCAGUUGCCUUCACUGUUGGCAGAAUCCGAAGUGAGGAACGACACUCAAGGUGACAACCCAUUAUUAUUCUACCCAGGGACACGACUCCAGCUCCUGAACGGCUCUGUACCCUUCAUCCCCUGCCAGGUGCGUCAGUACGAGGCCAGGGAGGUGGGGGCGUGCAGCGCGGCGAGGAAGGCCGCAGGCACCAGCACCUGGGUCGCGCUCAUUGGGGACUCCUCCCAGAGGCAGAAGAUGCACUCCUUCCUCAGUUUCCUUCCUCAAGAGUUGACAUACACCUACUUUAUCGGUGAGAGAGAGGUAACAACAGAGAACUUUUUACUGGCAGUCUCUCACAAUGAACACAGACCUUCAACUUACGACAUUUUCGGCCGUCGGCCGUCCAAGACAGCUCCCCCAACACCCACAUCAACCGUCAGCCAAGAACCAAAUACAAUGACUACAACGUCCAGGACGUCGUCCUCACCAACCACUCCGUCGUCCCGCCCACAGACAACAAGUGAGGCUCGCCACCCUGCUCGCAGUGGCCGCAAGCUUCACCAACGUGGCAGUAGCCAACCCAAACAUGACAACUUUAACGCACAAAACACACAUAACACUUCACCAGAGCUGGACAAACACGGAAUAAACACCACCCACGAAGAAAGUUUUAUAAAAAUCUCAAAAAACAUGAAAUUAAAAUAUUACGUUACCAACUAUACAGCAAACGUCGAGUAUUCUGUGAAAACGUUACUGGAAGCGGACAUCCAUCUCCCCUCAUAUGAGCUGCGCCUUACGCUGGUGUGGGCCCCUAGUGUCUCUAAGAGAGAUAAUCCCCUUAAACCAAACAGCGAACCGGUAACCAAGUUGAAGGACCUAGCCACAGCUAAGGUGGUGCCUGAUGUCAUAGUUUUAGGUAAGACUCUGCAGUGUACCAACGCUGUUGCUAGGGACACGGAGUGCGCUGUUGCUAGGGACACGGAGUGCACUGUUGCUAGGGACACGGAGUGCACUGUUGCCAGGGACACGGAGUGCACUGUUGUCAGGGACACGGAGUGCACUGUUGCCAGGGACACGGAGUGCGCUGUUGCCAGGGACACGGAGUGCACUGUUGUCAGGGACACGGAGUGCACUGUUGCCAGGGACACGGAUGCACUGUUGCCAGGGACACGGAGUGCGCUGUUGGACACGGAGUGCACUGUUGUCAGGGACACGGAGUGCACUGUUGCCAGGGACACGGAGUGCACUGUUGCCAGGGACUCGGAGUGCACUGUUGUCAGGGACACGGAGUGCACUGUUGCCAGGGACACGGAGUGCACUGUUGCUAGGGACACGGAGUGCACUGUUGUCAGGGACACGGAGUGCACUGUUGUCAGGGACACGGAGUGCGCUGUUGUCAGGGACACGGAGUGCACUGUUGUCAGGGACACGGAGUGCACUGUUGCUAGGGACACGGAGUGCACUGGUGCCAGGGACACGGAGUGCACUGGUGCCAGGGACACGGAGUGCACUGUGGCGGUGUGUGCUCCACAUGUGGACAUCCCUUCCUUGCCAUCCAUGGCUGAUGUUUGGAAUAACUUAAUUUCUUCAUGUGGUGCACAAAACCCUAGAGCAGAGACAACUUUGCUUAACAAUGCCCCAAGACCAGUUUGUGUCGGCAAGUGGUUCUUGUUGAUGCGAGAAGUUUUAGAUGAGUUGGUACCGUUCACAUACAUGGACAAGAUGGUUGACCCCGUGCUGGACUACCUCGCUAUGCUGGCUGCCAGGUCUACUCUCCUCGUCUGGUCGCAGAGUCGCUAUAUAGCUGCCUCUUGCGACACUUGUCAGUGGGUGAUGAUGAGAUACGUUCCUCUUCUCAUCACUUGUCUGUGGGUGAUAGUGAGCCAGCACUGGGAGCACACACACGUGUUACAUAGAGACCAUCUUCAUUACAGGGUGACCGGGGCGUUACAGUGGGACUCGAGUCUGCCCUUCAACCUGGCCAACUUGCGGGAGUGUAAACAGCUCCGGGACGCUGGUCUAAGCAAGUACCCCAUCUACCAUGAUGGUUGGUGGAAGUGUAACGACAUUCAUCACUCAGCUUACGAAACAAACAACGACGAAAUUCAAAUGUUGCUUAACAUGUUGUGCAACCCAUACCUGGACACUCCUCCACAGUACUGCUGUACGGGUGUUGCUUGACACCUUCUACACCCCAUACCUGGACACUCCUCCACAGUACUGCUGUACGGGUGUUGCUUGACACCUUCUACACCCCAUACCUGGACACUCCUCCACAGUACUGCUGUACGGGUGUUGCUUGACACCUUCUACACCCCAUACCUGGACACUCCUCCACAGUACUGCUGUACGGGUGUUGCUUGACACCUUCUACACCCCAUACCUGGACACUCCUCCACAGUACUGCUGUACGGGUGUUGCUUGACACCUUCUACACCCCAUACUUGGACACUCCUCCACAGUACUGCUGUACGGGUGUUGCUUGACACCUUCUACACCCCAUACCUGGACACUCCUCCACAGUACUGCUGUACGGGUGUUGCUUGACACCUUCUACACCCCAUACCUGGACACUCCUCCACAGUACUGCUGUACGGGUGUUGCUUGACACCUUCUACACCCCAUACCUGGACACUCCUCCACAGUACUGCUGUACGGGUGUUGCUUGACACCUUCUACACCCCAUACCUGGACACUCCUCCACAGUACUGCUGUACGGGUGUUGCUUGACACCUUCUACACCCCAUACCUGGACACUCCUCCACAGUACUGCUGUACGGGUGUUGCUUGACACCUUCUACACCCCAUACCUGGACACUCCUCCACAGUACUGCUGUACGGGUGUUGCUUGACACCUUCUACACCCCAUACCUGGACACUCCUCCACAGUACUGCUGUACGGGUGUUGCUUGACACCUUCUACACCCCAUACCUGGACACUCCUCCACAGUACUGCUGUACGGGUGUUGCUUGACACCUUCUACACCCCAUACCUGGACACUCCUCCACAGUACUGCUGUACGGGUGUUGCUUGACACCUUCUACACCCCAUACUUGGACACUCCUCCACAGUACUGCUGUACGGGUGUUGCUUGACACCUUCUACACCCCAUACCUGGACACUCCUCCACAGUACUGCUGUACGGGUGUUGCUUGACACCUUCUACACCCCAUACCUGGACACUCCUCCACAGUACUGCUGUACGGGUGUUGCUUGACACCUUCUACACCCCAUACCUGGACACUCCUCCACAGUACUGCUGUACGGGUGUUGCUUGACACCUUCUACACCCCAUACCUGGACACUCCUCCACAGUACUGCUGUACGGGUGUUGCUUGACACCUUCUACACCCCAUACCUGGACACUCCUCCACAGUACUGCUGUACGGGUGUUGCUUGACACCUUCUACACCCCAUACUUGGACACUCCUCCACAGUACUGCUGUACGGGUGUUGCUUGACACCUUCUACACCCCAUACCUGGACACUCCUCCACAGUACUGCUGUACGGGUGUUGCUUGACACCUUCUACACCCCAUACCUGGACACUCCUCCACAGUACUGCUGUACGGGUGUUGCUUGACACCUUCUACACCCCAUACCUGGACACUCCUCCACAGUACUGCUGUACGGGUGUUGCUUGACACCUUCUACACCCCAUACCUGGACACUCCUCCACAGUACUGCUGUACGGGUGUUGCUUGACACCUUCUACACCCCAUACCUGGACACUCCUCCACAGUAC
This is a messenger RNA of Procambarus clarkii (red swamp crayfish), 3749 nucleotides long. The record is from RefSeq and is a predicted model, not a curated record. NCBI's taxonomy places the organism in Eukaryota, Metazoa, Arthropoda, Malacostraca, Decapoda, Cambaridae.